CUGUCCUUCAUCUGUCGUCGCUUGUCUGCUCGCACGGCUCAUCAGCCUGCGCCGCUUCUCAGCCUCGACACCGCCGACUCUAGAUGUCGAGACCUCUUACACUCCCAUCCGACCUCGCCAUCGCCUGCUCUCUUGCCAUUCCCGUUGCUUGGGCCUAGUCCUCGUCGUUUCUUGUCUUCUUCUGAGGCCAGGCGGCCUCGGCUUUUUGCGAUUUCUGGGCCCCUCCAGUUCGGCGCCAGUCCAGCGCCAGAUAAUCGCAGGACGCCGAAUACACCUGCUCAAGGAGCAUUGGCCUCUAUCCCCAGUCAUUCGUUUCAUCAUAUUCACUUUGGAUCCCAACCAUGCUGCUACCAGUGUCCGCGCCAGGCCGGCGGGCGCAUGCCUGCGCCGGCACCUGCCUGGUUUUGAGACAUCUUACAGCUCGUCAGUCCGGGUCCUCAUCAGGUCAGCCGGGAACUGUAGUGAUCAUAAUCAUUGUUGGUGUUGUCACCUUGGUUGUCGCCUUGAUUGUGUUCUUUGUCGUUCGGAGAGACCGACGCUCGUCCAAGCAGGGAUCCUACCACAGGACUGCGGGAGAAGAGGGCCAUCUGGCUCCCGGGGGUUCUGCAUCGAACACACGAGGACAGCAAGGCAGACCUGGCGACGCGACUACCCCGACGGUUGACCGCACGACCUCGAUUAGAUCUAUCAUGACCCUUCCCGCAUACAGGACAAGACCUAGCGACGGCGAGCGCAUUCUAGGCCGCGAAGGCGAACGAGAUGGGGUCGACAUCAUUGUGGAACACAGUACGGCAGCGGAGGAGGAGGCAUUGCGCGAGGAGGAGAUGGAAACAUUGUACCAGAUCCGCUUGACUGGGAGACGUGAACGCGAAGAGCGCGCAGCACGAAGAGAAGAGCGAGCCAGAGCACGCGCUGCUGGCGACUCGGUCGCCUUGGCCGAGAUUCGGUCGAGGCAUGCAGCGGAGCGGGAGGCAAGCGCAUUGCCCGAACUACGGCAGGUACAUGGACAGAUCAAGGAGCGCCGGCAGCGCGCAGUGUCAAGUGUCAGUUAUCAUGAUCUGGGUGUCGCACGUGCGGAUGGGUCUCGCCUCCGGGCCAACAGCUCUGAAAGCGAACGGAUCGGCCUGCUUUCUGACGCUGCGAGUAUCGGCGGGCGCUCCACAGCACCACAGCAUGCGCGUCAGCGAAGCGCAAGCUCUGUCAUCAGUUUCGACGCUGCAACAGAUAUGCCAUCUCCCGGCAUAGCCCCUUCGGGUGCCACAACACCCAGAUUGAGAUCUGGGUCCAGUGCAGACGUAGGCGAGAUGGACCUCGGGAAUACUGGUAUGCUUGGAUUGGCGCCACCCGGCUACGAUGAAGUUCAACUGAGCGACGUCGAGUCUCGGUCUCCCACACCGACAUAUCCGGAGCCGCCCCCGGACUAUCCAGGUAAUGACCAUGGCGGCAACCAAUGGCGUGGUGCCGACAAUAAUGCUGCGACGGAAGGAGACUCUGCAGCAUCUUCACGGCGGUCAUCGCGCGGCGUUGGAGGAGUUCCACAACUUCCGAGCCUGAGGAUAGGCCGGCUGCCCGAGAUCGUCAUUGAGCCAUCGACUGCUGCUCCCACGAGUGCGCGUACAUAGCCUGGCGGUAUCUUGCUCGGCAAACACUUGAGCCCGCGAGCACCGGCUACCAUUUAUCUUUCCGCUGCGCCUGGUAUCGCGCGGAUGUCUUUGGAUUCUGCUUUGAUAUAUCGCAGGGGUUUCGGGAGAUGCAUGAAUGUCUU
Messenger RNA from Microdochium trichocladiopsis, 1765 nucleotides. RefSeq lists its product as uncharacterized. Lineage: Eukaryota; Fungi; Ascomycota; Sordariomycetes; Xylariales; Microdochiaceae. The transcript is spliced from 2 exons. The record is from RefSeq and is a predicted model, not a curated record. Bases 342 to 1622 code for a protein of 426 amino acids.